This is a messenger RNA of Folsomia candida, 1692 nucleotides long. RefSeq lists its product as uncharacterized. The record is from RefSeq and is a predicted model, not a curated record. NCBI's taxonomy places the organism in Eukaryota, Metazoa, Arthropoda, Collembola, Entomobryomorpha, Isotomidae. The transcript is spliced from 5 exons. The coding region runs from base 1 to 1461 and encodes 486 amino acids. Gene Ontology annotation, molecular function: ligand-gated monoatomic ion channel activity. Gene Ontology annotation, cellular component: membrane.
AUGCCGCAUAAGAAUAAUCAGAUAUUGUCAUUGAUAAGUUGCAAGCAGGGUGCCUUAUCGUUACGUUCCGAGCUUGAGUGCAUCUACCAGAAUUAUGGAACACCUUUGAAUUUGAGUGGGGUCACGGUUCGUGCGACAGCACCGGAAGGAAAUUUGACGCAAGGAGAAAUCGUUUUCGAAACGGUUCGCCAACCAACGGGGGAAAAUCGUCUACGGUUUAAGGAAGGAUUUGGCGUCGAAGUUCUUCACGGGUUGCAGCAUGCAUUAGAAUUUAAACGACGUGGCAGACUUAUCCCUCGCCAAGACAAGUAUACUUCCAAAUCGGGCGCAAGAUUUGGGUUAUCUUGUACCCACCCAUGGAUUAGGGUAGUUAUCAAUACAUAUUUACUUAUCAGUCAUGAACUGGAUAUCUACUUAUCAAUUUCCAGACUAUACGCUUUCUUCGUCCAGCCCUCGUCAAAAACGGGACGCAACAUUUUCCUCGAACCGUUCAGCACAUCUUUGUGGAUUUGCUUGCUCGUUAUUUACCUCAUCUUAAUUGCUUCGAUCAAAAUAAUUUGUAAACUUGGGAAGAAAAUGAUUGGUCCCCUUUCCCCAGAAGAUCACACACUCACGGAGGCGGUCGCAAUUUGGAGUUGUCACACAAUUUGCCAACAUGGAUUUCACUCUCCGCCAAAAUUGUCCUGCUUGCGGAUCGCUAUUCUGACCGGGGUAGUUCUCGGACUUAUUUUAUACGUGUCCUACUCAGCACAGUUAGUCUCCAUCUUUUCCAUUACGACGCCACCCAUUAAAAACAUUGAGGAUUUACUCAAAAGUCAGAUUAACAUUGUGGUCGAUGAGAAUAAUCAGAGGGCGAGGAAUAUGAUUGAGACUCCGCAGGGUACGAACAACGGAUCUGCUGCUAACCCUGACCCUACCUCUCGCCGAUUGCAAGCCCACAUAAAGUCACAACAAUUAAAGAAGACCCUCGCCUCCGCGGGAGAGGGCGGAGGUGCCAUCCUCAAAAAUGGUGAUCCAACCUCCGGCGGAGCACCCGUUUCUUUCAUAACUUUUAAAGACACAUUUUUCACAACGAUUAAAAACACGUUUAAAACCGGAGAUGACGAACUUUGUCUGAAGAUUUCGACAGUUCCCGUGACCGGAGGAACUUUCAAGAGCGGGCUCUUUGUCAAAAAGGGGUCACACUUUAAGGAACCGUUCAACGUGAAAAUGAUCACGAUGUACAAUUCUGGUCUGAUGGCACGUUUCGUAAUUAAAUACGAGGACACUUACACCCCACGAUGCAAUCGGGAUGGGGACACCCUCGCCCCAGUGAUUACGAUACCGGACGUAAUAUUCGUCUUUUACGGACUACUGCUCGGAUUUUUGGGCUGUUUGGUGAUCUGUGGUUUGGAAUUUUUUAUCGCAAAGAGUCGCAUCGUUAAUUUUUUACUUGUCGUUUGCGGUGCAAUGAUGAGUUGAAAAUAAUUGAUAGUGAUAAAUUCAAGCCGACCCGAUCAUGAUGAUCGUUCCCACGGGACGUAUCAAUGAAAAUAAGUGACACUCGACACGACUUGACGAUGACAUUAAUAAAUUAUCCAAUAAUUAUGCACGUUGCUGAUUCUCCGGUCAGAUUUGUGAUUGGCAUGUUAUUGUUGAAAAGCGUGAGCUGGUUGGACAAUUUGGUAUAAUGGGACACAAUAAAUACAAGGA